AUGAAGGAAUUCCCAUCUUUGAUCGACGAUGCAGACUUACCAAGCGGUCUGAACGUCCAAAAUGCGGAUGCAGACCCGAAAUGUCAGGUCAUGAUCGCUCCAGUGCUGCAUUUUAAACUGGUCCGAAUCGUCAGUCGCAUCCUUCAUAGCCUAUAUGGAAUUCAUGCCCCAACAGAGGCACGAAGAAUCUCUCUUGGGGAGGAAUUGAAUGAUGAACUCCAUGAAUGGCGGCGUCAAAUACCCCCUUUCCUAGACGCGAGUCAGGUCGAACCCAAGUUUCUUCUACCUAUGUUCGAGCGUCAAAGUAAUAUGCUGAGCCAGGCCUAUGCCCAUGCCGUCAUCCUUGUCAAUCGAGGUUGGGUUAUGUCUGAUUUGAAAGACUCACAUCUUGCACCCGGCGAGGAUAUGCGGCCGGAUGUCAGCGCCUGCCUGUCUGCUGCGCUUUCUAUCCUCGACACGAUCAACAAAAUGUUUCAAGCGAACAGAAUAUUCCCAGCAUAUUGGUUCACCCAAUACCAAGGCUUCUGCGCCAUAGUCAUGAUUUACACCUACACUAUCCGUGCAUGGUCGGAAGAUAACGAAUUCUGUCUCAGACACUUUCGAGCUGCAGAGCGCUGUCAGUCCCAGAUUGCUUCUAUUGCACAGGAGGGCUCACUAGCUCAUCGAUACUUUGUCAUCAUGGAGGAGUUCCGCUCGGAAGUACGCGGCCACAUCAAGAUUGACCCAGACCAAUGGACAGGAACAGUUCUGACUCCACAGUCUCCAAAUAAAAUUCCUCAAUGUCAGACAUUGACAGAUGAGGAACUUUCUAUGGUGAUGAAUGGAUUCUUAGAUCCUGGGAUACCACUAGUUGACUUUGACUUCGAGAGUUGCAUGGGGUCAGGGGAUCCAUAG
Molecule: messenger RNA, 894 nt
Organism: Penicillium cataractarum
Lineage: Eukaryota; Fungi; Ascomycota; Eurotiomycetes; Eurotiales; Aspergillaceae
Product: fungal specific transcription factor domain-containing protein
Exons: 3
Coding region: 1-894 (297 amino acids)
Biological process (GO): positive regulation of transcription by RNA polymerase II
Cellular component (GO): nucleus
Molecular function (GO): sequence-specific DNA binding
Source: RefSeq, a predicted model, not a curated record